GCGGUGCUCCUCCCCCCGCAGGUGCGGUCACGAUGCGAGGCGUACACGGCCUACGUGUACCUGGACAAGACCCCCUACCGCAACGCGCACUGCGCCAUCUGCAACAACGUCGGCCUGCACUUCCUGCAGUGCCAGAAGGCGCUCACGCGCUCUUCCUACAACAAGGAGUUCAGCCCCAUCGCCUUCGCCGUGCUCUUCGACCUCAACUACGCCGACAGCGCCGCCGUCGGCACGGUGCGGCUCUGCCCCAACGGCCAGCUGUUCGACCCCUUCUUCCGGACGUGCCGGUCCGUGGUGUGCCCGGUUUCGGGCGCGGGCGCGGCGUCGGGGUCGUGCAUCAACGGCACCCGGAUGUCCUCGCUGACGCCCGCCCUCCCCUUCCCCUCCGGCGGCAGCGGCGGCGCCAACGCGUCCGGCAGCACCCAGGACCUCGGCCCGCACCACCACCCUCAGGACGAGGACGGCGACCUCUUCGAGAGGCAGAUGGCUUUCGACGCGUGCCCCAAGUUCCUGCUCGAGCCCUCCGAGUUCGAGCUGUCCGCCGACCGCCGCAACGCCACCGUGGUCGUGUACAACAGGACGUUCAGGGAGGGCGAGUUCGAGCUCACGACCGACGGCAGGCUCGCCAUCUGCACCUACGCCAGCGGGAUCCAGUUUGUCGACAAGUUCGGGCCCUACAUGGGGUAUGUGACGCUGGCCGGGCUCGGGGUGUCCGUCGUGUUCCUGCUGCUGCACCUGCUCGCCUUCGCGCUGGUGCCCGAGCUGCGCAACCUGUCGGGCAAGAACCUGGCCUCGCUGUGCAUGUCGCUGCUCGUGGCCUACGUCAGCUUCAUCGCCGGCCAGCUCAUGGGCCGCGAGAGCGGCACCACCUGCCUCGUGGCCGCCGUGCUCACCUACUACAGCUUCCUGGCCUCCUUCUCGUGGAUGCUGACCAUGGCGCUGGACGUGUGGCGCACGCUGCGGCUCGCCACGUGCGAGCUGCGCGUGUCCGCCGGCAAGCAGUGGCGCAAGUUCGUGCUGUACUCGGUGUGGACCUGGCUCAUGCCGGCCGCCAUCGUGUGCGCCGCGCUCUUCGUCGACGCGGCCGCCCCCGGCACCGUCGACGACCAGUUCCGACCAGGGUUCGGCUUGCAUGCGUGCUGGUUCGCGCACCGCAAGGCCCUCCUCGUGUUCUUCGCCGCGCCGCUGGCCGUCAUCAUGUUCCUCAACGUGGUGCUCUUCGCCUCCUCGGCGCUCAUGAUCGUCCGGACGGCGCCGGCGCUGCGCUACGCGCCGCCACCGCCCGGCGGCACCUCCGGCACCCGGAGGGACUUCCGACUCUACAUCCGGCUCGCCAUCGUCAUGGGGCUGACCUGGACCGUGGGGCUGAUCGCCGGCUGCCUCGACAUCGACGCCCUGUGGUACGCGUUCGUGGCUCUCAACACGCUGCAGGGCCUGUUCAUCUUCCUGGCCUUCACGUGCACGGAGAAGGUGGUACGCGGGCUGGGCGAGGCGCUGCCCUGCGCGUGUCUGGCGGGGCUGUGCCGCGUGGUGGGCCGCGCCAAGCGGGGGCUCUCCGGCAAAGGGCUGGGCGACAAGGCCGGCAUCCGGCCGCCCAGCUUCUCCUGGUCCGGCUCCGGGGGCUCGGGCUCCAACGACUCGACGCACAAGAGCGCGCUCGGCUCGUCGUCCGAGUCGUCCAGCCCCAGCCACCACGGCAACGGCCACGGGCAGGGCAACGGCCACAGCCACGGCCACGGCCUCGGCAACGGCCACAGCCACAGCGGCCACAGCCUCAACGGCCACGGCCACAGCGGCCACGCCCACAACGGGCACGGCCUCAACGGGCACAGCUCUGUGCGCCACCCCGGUCACCGGCACCACCACGCCACCUCUGACACGCUGUACUAGUGGGUGGAGAGGUGCCGGGCGAGUCCCGGCCUAUCUCGUUUAUGAAGACCUGGACACUCUGUUUGUGCUGCAGUUACACGUUUGGGCGCCGGUGUUUAAAAUCGCCAUCGACUAGAAUAAUGUUUACUUUGCCCUUGGGUCGAAUUCCUAGUGCGAAACAGGGUAUCGAAUCGAAGUCGAAAAGAUGUCAUAACCGUGUCAAUGAAGACAAACAAUUGUCGAAAUGAUAUCGUUUCGACAUCUUUUCACCAUGUAUUUCGCACUAGGUUUUUGACAUACGAAUAUCCGGCAGAGGGGAGGUGAAACCGGGUAAACUAGUAUUUAUAUCAGUGGGUUGGUUGAAUAGGUCAGGCCGUCGAAACUGACAAUCGGCGUUUACUGCGUUGAUGUGAAACCCUUGUUCCGGUGAGUCAUGCAAAGGUUGCGUGUUCGCGUACGAUCAGCUCUCUAGCGCGUACAGCUUACGCCCCUUACGCUGUGCGUAAGAUGAUCUGCUCAAAAUAAGCCUUGUAGAUAUGUAAGAAAACAUCUGUACAAAUUUGUCAUUUCUCGUUCAUAUAGUUUGUUCAUAAUUUUACCUAAAAAUUGAUCUAUGUUAAAAAAAAAUCGUUUUACUAGUUAUUCCGUUUUGCAUACUACCUCUAGUGAUCGAACUGUGCAGUACAAGAGAAGAAUAAUUGAAACGCUCACAUGUUGAGUGCAAAGCAGCCAUGUCAUGGCUACACCGGUCUACAUCCUGAGUUAAAUCAUGGGGGUCAAAGAAUUUAGCUGCACUCAACAUGUUAGAGAUUUUAUCAGUCAGAAGAAUUUUUUAUGCGCUAUAUUUAAAAAGUGCUCAGUAUAAGUUUUGUUUACAAUUGUGAUUUAUGAUAGUUUAAGAAAAUAGAUUAUGUUAAGAAUAUUAUCAUAACAACUGGCAUCUAUACUUAGCAGUGCCAUGAUGGAGAAAAAGCUGUUUCUUGAACAUCUAUUUCAUGUCUCUGUGUAAAUUUUAUUGACUUUAAUUGAGAGCUUUAUUUCUUUUGUUAACGAAUAAAGUAAUUGGCCAUAGCUUGAGAGUUCUAAAAAAAGGUUUUUUUUUUUCAAA
This is a messenger RNA of Frankliniella occidentalis (western flower thrips), 2977 nucleotides long. Its product is annotated as probable G-protein coupled receptor Mth-like 11. Gene Ontology annotation, cellular component: membrane. Gene Ontology annotation, biological process: G protein-coupled receptor signaling pathway; cell surface receptor signaling pathway. NCBI's taxonomy places the organism in Eukaryota, Metazoa, Arthropoda, Insecta, Thysanoptera, Thripidae. Gene Ontology annotation, molecular function: G protein-coupled receptor activity. The annotation marks the transcript as partial. The record is from RefSeq and is a predicted model, not a curated record. The transcript has 5 exons.